Messenger RNA from Erythranthe guttata (spotted monkey flower), 2140 nucleotides. RefSeq names its product root hair specific 17 (gene RHS17). The record is from RefSeq and is a predicted model, not a curated record. Lineage: Eukaryota; Viridiplantae; Streptophyta; Magnoliopsida; Lamiales; Phrymaceae.
AUUUAUAUAUAUAUACAGCUCGGAAUCGUGGACAUUUUCGUAUUAGACCAUUUCCAUCGCCUCUGUUUCUCUCUCUAAAACAUCAUCUGCUGUUCUCUCUCCUUUCUCCAGCAGGAACCAUGAGCAUGACGAAGAAGAAAAAGCACGGCGAUGAAUUGAUCGGGGUGCAGAUUUUACAGGGGCUUAUCUUCCGGCACAACCGGCGGCGCCGCCUCCACCACCUGUUCCCUCUCCUCUCCGCAGUCUCCGGGUGUUUACUCCUCCUCUUUGCACUUGUUUUGUUUUUCUCCCCUCCCGUGUCCGACCACUACAGCCGCCAUCACCACCACCACCUCAAUCUCAACACAUCGUUUGAUAAAAGAGUGGAGGCUGACAUGAAUGUGGAGAAAGAAAAAGUUUUUCGCGUUCCGAUGAGUGGAGGAAUCGUGGGAGGAAGCAGCAGCAGCAGGUUGUGGACUUCAAAUGAAUCAAAUAUGUAUUAUGGGUGUAGCAAUGCCAGCGAUAACUUUUUAACUGCAGAAAUCAAUACCCAACCAAACAGGUACUUGCUCAUUGCUACUAGUGGAGGAUUGAAUCAACAAAGAACUGGGAUAGUAGAUGCUGUUGUUUCAGCCUAUAUCUUGAAUGCCACCCUCGUUGUGCCUAAGCUCGACCAAAAAUCUUUCUGGAAGGAUGCCAGCAACUUCUCCGAGAUUUUCGAUGCUGAAUGGUUUGUCAAUUACCUAUCGAAACACGUCAAAAUUAUAAAUAGUCUCCCAGUAAAGGCAGGGAAAAUCGUUACCACACGUGCUCCGAGGAAAUGCAAUCAGAAAUGCUACGAGACUCGUAUCCUACCCAUCUUUCAAAGAAAACGUGUGCAGGCUGUUCAGCUUACAAAGUUCGAUUACAGGUUGUCAAAUCGGCUCAAUGUGGAUUUACAGAAACUGAGAUGUAGAGUUAAUUAUCAUGCUUUGAGAUUCACUGAUCCCAUUCUUGACAUGGGUAUGAAAUUAGUUCAAAGGAUGAGAAUGAAAAGCAAGCAUUACGUUGCCUUGCAUUUAAGAUUUGAACCAGACAUGCUAGCAUUUUCCGGAUGCUAUUAUGGCGGUGGAGAGAAAGAAAUGAAAGAACUAGGUGCAAUAAGAAAGAGAUGGAAAACGUUACACACAAAAAAUCCAGAAAAGGAAAGAAGGCACGGGAAGUGUCCACUAAGUCCAGAGGAAGUCGGGCUUAUGUUGAGGGCAUUAGGUUAUGGAAAAGACGUUCAUAUAUAUGUGGCAUCGGGUGAAGUAUAUGGAGGUGAAGAAACAUUAGCACCUCUAAAAGCUCUUUUCCCAAACUUCCACACCAAAGAGACUAUUGCCAGCAAGGAAGAGCUAUCAGAAUUUUCAUCAUAUUCAUCACGCAUGGCUGCGUUGGACUUUAUUGUUUGUGAUGAAAGCAAUGUUUUUGUUGCCAAUAACAACGGAAACAUGGCCAAAAUCCUUGCUGGAAAAAGGAGAUACUUUGGCCAUAAACCGACAAUACGCCCGAACGGUAAAAAGCUUUACAAGUUGUUCCGUGAUAGAGAUAACAUGACAUGGGAUGAAUUUGCAUCGUUAGUUAGAACAUCACAGAUUGGUUUCAUGGGAGAACCAAACGAGGUAAAGCAGGGGAGGGGUGAGUUCCACGAACACCCAUUGUCUUGCAUUUGUCAAAAAGAUUCUGAAUCAAGGGUUGUUGGAGAUUCAGGAUAUGAUGAAGAAGGGUUUUCAGAAGACGAACAAGAUUUGUCGGAAACAGAUUAUACAGAAUACGAUAAUGGAAAUCGAGACAGAACAGUGUUAUCACCAAAUAGAAGAGAUUCUGGUUUAUUCUUGAGACCUGAACUGGAAGAAAUCAUUUCAGAUUGAAACACACAACAACAUUUUUUAUAUGUUGUUUAGGAGCUCAAGAAAGGCAGCCUAGUGUAGAAACUAAACAACGCUGUACAUAUAUGUGGCCUUAAUUUGCCACCAUAGGAUCGGAGGAGUUUAUUCUUUUUUGUAUGUUGAGGUGCAGUGGUUCUGAGGCAAGAUGACGAGCUGCACGAUUUAUUUUGUGUAAUUAUAUAAAUAAUUGUUCUCUCUUAUUACAUAAUUGUUGCCUUCAACAAUUUGAAGGCAACAAUGUUAACUGUUAA